Dibothriocephalus latus is the source of this 984-nucleotide messenger RNA. The record is from the annotation of a GenBank genome assembly. NCBI's taxonomy places the organism in Eukaryota, Metazoa, Platyhelminthes, Cestoda, Diphyllobothriidea, Diphyllobothriidae.
AUGUCAACAAAAAAACAUGUUUGCUUCUGUCAUCAGUUGACUGAGUCAAGAGCAAAGAUCCAGGAGGUAUCUAGCGAGGGAAUCCUCUAUCAAGACAAGAACAAAAAGCUGCGGGACCACAUUGAACUCGUGAAGACGGAAAGGCGCCAAGCUGAAGAACUAAGAGUUGAACUGGACAAGGAAAUUGAGAACCAGCGACAUCUGAUAAAGCUGGCGGAGCAGGAAAACUGGCGUACGGGUAGUGACAAUCGAAAGUUGCUGCAGCAGAAGAAGAAAAUAGUCGACCGACUGGGAUCUCUGGAGGAUGAGAUAUUUCUGAAGUCAAAUCAACUGACGUCCAUAAAAGCAGAAUUGGACUGUGAUCAAAAGCUGGUCGAGCGAUACCUAGAAGACUGCGAGAACGACAUUUCCCUGAGGAAGCGUAUCAAGUCCACAGUCAAUUCGGACUCGACCCACCUGCAGUACCUUUGCAGUGAAGAGGUUCGCCUGAGCACCAUACGGAUGGAUCUUCAGAAGAAAUUGGACACGGCCGUUUCAAAAAAUGAAGUUAUCAGCCUUCGCAUCGACAACGCCUGUGAACUCAGUCGAAUUGAGAACCGCGGACGGCGCGAAAUGCUACAACUGUGGGAGAACACCGUCGCCCAAAUGGCUGCUCGAGACGAGGACUACGCUGAGUUAGGCAAGCAAUACGAUGGCAAGCUUAGUGAACUCCAGAGCGCUCGUGCAAAACUGCAAGAUCUCGAAAAACUGCUUGCCAGCAUUGUACAGGACAUUGCGGAUGCAAAAAAGAAAAGGCAUCAACUGGACAAACAAGCUGGUGAACUCCAUGACCAGAUCCAGAAAGAAACUGAAGAGUUAACGACCACAGAAAAUGACCUUCUCACCCUGAAAAAAACGGUGGAAAAGACUUCCAAGGACCUGCAAGUGGCAAAGGCCGAAAACCGCCAGAUAAAGGAAGAUCUCAACCGCAUGAAAGCUCAGUAA